AUGAGGGAAAUCGUGCAUAUCCAAGCUGGUCAGUGCGGCAACCAAAUCGGAGCCAAGUUCUGGGAGAUUAUCUCCGACGAGCACGGCAUCGACCCCACUGGUGCCUACCACGGCGAUUCAGACUUGCAACUAGAACGCAUCAAUGUAUACUACAAUGAGGCUUCCGGUGGCAAGUAUGUUCCCCGCGCCAUCCUCGUCGACCUCGAGCCUGGCACCAUGGAUUCUGUCCGUUCUGGACCUUUCGGACAGAUUUUCAGACCUGACAACUUUGUAUUCGGACAAUCCGGCGCCGGCAACAACUGGGCCAAGGGACACUACACGGAAGGCGCAGAGCUCGUAGAUUCAGUUUUAGAUGUAGUACGUAAAGAAGCAGAGUCUUGCGACUGUCUUCAAGGUUUCCAACUCACACAUUCCCUCGGCGGCGGUACCGGAUCAGGCAUGGGCACACUACUCAUCUCCAAAAUCAGAGAAGAAUACCCCGACAGAAUCAUGAACACAUACUCAGUUGUACCCUCGCCCAAAGUAUCAGACACAGUAGUAGAACCUUACAAUGCCACAUUAUCAGUCCACCAGUUGGUAGAAAACACAGAUGAGACCUACUGCAUUGACAACGAAGCUCUGUAUGAUAUCUGCUUCCGCACGCUCAAACUGUCCACACCCACGUACGGCGACCUCAACCACCUGGUGUCGCUCACCAUGUCCGGCGUCACCACCUGCCUUAGGUUCCCCGGUCAGCUAAAUGCGGAUCUCCGCAAGCUGGCUGUGAACAUGGUGCCGUUCCCUCGUCUCCACUUCUUCAUGCCUGGGUUCGCGCCUCUCACAUCCCGCGGCAGCCAACAGUACCGUGCCCUCACCGUUCCUGAACUCACCCAACAGAUGUUCGACGCCAAGAACAUGAUGGCCGCCUGUGACCCACGUCACGGACGCUACCUCACGGUGGCCGCCAUCUUCCGUGGACGUAUGUCCAUGAAGGAAGUUGACGAACAGAUGCUUAACAUCCAGAACAAGAACUCGUCAUACUUCGUCGAAUGGAUCCCCAACAACGUGAAGACCGCCGUGUGUGACAUCCCACCGCGUGGUCUCAAGAUGGCCGCCACCUUCAUCGGCAACUCGACCGCUAUCCAGGAGCUGUUCAAGCGCAUCUCGGAGCAGUUCACGGCUAUGUUCAGGCGCAAGGCUUUCUUGCAUUGGUACACCGGCGAGGGUAUGGACGAGAUGGAGUUCACCGAAGCCGAGAGCAACAUGAACGAUCUCGUCUCCGAAUACCAGCAAUACCAGGAGGCGACGGCCGACGAGGAUGCCGAAUUCGACGAGGAACAGGAGCAGGAGAUCGAGGAGAACUAA
Messenger RNA from Leptosia nina, 1344 nucleotides. The record is from the annotation of a GenBank genome assembly. Lineage: Eukaryota; Metazoa; Arthropoda; Insecta; Lepidoptera; Pieridae.